Molecule: messenger RNA, 2016 nt
Organism: Clonostachys solani
Lineage: Eukaryota; Fungi; Ascomycota; Sordariomycetes; Hypocreales; Bionectriaceae
Source: the annotation of a GenBank genome assembly
AUGGCGCUUUCUACUCCUCAUCCCCUUGAUCCUCUGACGGCACUCGAAGUGAGCCGUACCUCUGCCAUCCUAAAGGAAAGCUUAGGGAAUGGAGCCAGCGGCAUUCGAAUUAAGGUCAUAGAUCUUGCUGAGCCACCCAAAGACCUCGUUCUUGACUACUUGCAUAACGCUGGACCAGCGCCCCCUCGGAAAGCUCGAGUCUACUACCACGCCAAAAACAACCCCUCACUCAAGCAAUCAAUCGUCAACAUAACCACAGAAGCAGUCGAGCGAGAUGAGGAGCUGCCUGGCGUUCAAGGACCCGUCGACUGGACUGAGUAUCAGGCAAUAAACGACGCAUGCAACGCUCACCCAGACGUGCUCGCAGAAGUUGCGAAACUCAAGCUCCCAAAAAACAUGAGAAUCGUCAACGAUCCUUGGGCCUACGGAACAGACGACCCGAAUGAGCAGCGUCGCCUGUUCCAGUGCUACAUGUAUGCGGCAAUGAACGACGAUCCGCAAGCGAAUCACUACUCCAUCCCCCUCCCUCUUGCGCCUGUUUUCGAUGCCCACACCCUCGAGCUUGUCCACUUGGAGAAACUGCCUCUGGGUACUGACGCUACUCUGGAUAACCCAACACAACCUUGGGAGCCCGCCCAGGCGGUCGAGUACAGCGCCGAGUUGCUGGGCGAUAACGCCAUGCGUCAAGACCUCAAGCCUCUUCAAGUUUCACAGCCACAGGGGCCUUCGUUCGAGAUCAAUAACCGUGCGGUAUCAUGGCAAAAAUGGAGCUUCCAACUGGGUUGGAAUCACAGAGAAGGCCCUGUACUGCACGAUGUGCGCUAUGAAAACCGGUCACUGUUCUAUCGUGUCUCCAUGAGCGAGAUGACAGUCCCAUACGGCGAUCCGCGCUCGCCUUACCACCGGAAGCAGGCCUUUGAUCUUGGUGAUUCGGGUUUCGGCCUGACCUCCAACAGCCUUGAGCUCGGGUGCGACUGUCUGGGUCAUAUCGCAUACUUCGAUGGUAUUCGCAACACGGCGAACGGUGACCCAGUGAUCAUGCGCAACGUCGUUUGCAUGCAUGAAGUCGACGACGGCAUCGGGUGGAAGCAUACCAACUGGCGAAAUGGAGGCGCCAGCGUGGUCCGAGACCGGCAGCUGGUUGUCCAGUGCACUGCGACGGUGGCCAACUACGAGUACAUCCUCGCCUUUGUGCUUGAUCAAGCCGCCAACCUGCACAUCGAGGUGCGUGCCACUGGUAUCGUGUCUACCAUGCCAAUCCGCCAGGGUCUUCAAGUGCCUUGGGGUACUGUCGUGGCCCCCGGAGUGCUAGCUGUGAAUCACCAGCAUCUUUUCUGCGUCCGUAUCGACCCAAAUCUUGAUGGAGAUCGCCAGAACACCAUCAUCUACGAUGAUUGCAUACCAGUGCGAAAUGAGCCAGACGUAGACCCCUUCGGUUGCGCCUUUCGUGUCAAGCGUACGCCAAUCACUCGGCCGGGAGGCUAUGAUCUAGAUCUCACAAAGAACCGAGUUUAUUCGAUCAUCAACGAGUCCCGCACCAACUCUGUGUCCGGAAAGCCUCAUGGAUACAAGCUGCAUGCCAUUCCAAGCCAAAUGCUCAUGAUGGAUACACACACUUUCAACCAUCGCCGUGGUGUCUUUGCCUCGCGGCCAAUCUGGGUCACUCCCUACCGAGACGAUGAGCUCUGGGCUGCGGGCGAGUUCACCAACCAGAGCCGCGAUGACACCGGGCUGGCUGCCUAUGCCGCGGGUGAUGAAAAUGUCCAGAACGAGGACGUUGUAUUGUGGCACUCAUUUGGCAUCACUCAUGUCACGCGACCAGAAGACUUCCCCGUCAUGCCCGUUGAGAAAAUGUCGAUUGCCCUGAAACCUACCAGCUUCUUUGACUUGAACCCGGCCAAUGACGUCCCACGCUCAUCUCAAAAUAUCAACAAAUCCACGCUCCACGAGUCAAACAUCAAGAACGAUACCUCAGGUUCUUGCUGUGCAAACAAUAGCUUCGACGCUAAACUGUAG